UAAUAUCAUUGUGGAAUUUAUGAAGAAACAAUUGUCAUGCCUUCUGCUAAUAGUAGCAUUCAAAUGUUCGAUAUUUUUAUAUCAAUGUCUUCGUCCAUUCAGAACGCGUGAUCCGUCAUCUGAAUUUUAUUUCGGCGAGAAUUAUAGGUCCUUAGGGAAUGAAAUUCGUAAUCAAGUAAAAUUACACGUGACAUUAUGCAAAAUUGCGAAGAGAAAAGUUCCAAUGGAUCGUUUGAAUAUACAUACAAGGUGCUAUGCCGCGAGAAAAACAUAAAACCUUUACCAACAAUACAAAUGUAUCUGCAAAAGAAUUGCUUGCGAUUUUGUGCCGAUUAUAUAAAUUUGAAAGACUGGUUGCCACUAUUGAACAGUAUAAUGGAAGAUCGAAGUCUGUCCAAAAUUUAUAUAUAUAGUCAAUGUCGCAAUAAAAAGAUUAGAGGAAAAAUGGACAUAGAACAGAAACUUAUAAAAUUAUGUAAGUUUGAGCUUGCAGGUGACGCCGCGACAAAGAGACAAUCAAAAGAAGAAUUAAAAAAUAUGAAAAUGGCAAAAAACGAUGAUAUAAACUCGCAAAUCGUAAAAUGGCAAAUGGAUUGGCAUUCUGCUCGCACAUUCAGGAGAUGCGCACGAAAGGACCGACGGCAGCCAGUAUUGUACACGAACUGUCUUCUACAAUGCUUCGUUCAUUCCGUCGCAGUCUGUCUGAAGAAUUCGUUGAUGAUUACCAUCCUCACACUUGAUGGUAUCCCUCUGGCACCUAAAUAUCUAAGGAUCCUUGCUGAUGGCUUGGCAAAUAAUCGUAAUCUGCAAAACUUGUCAUUGGCCAGAUGUCGAAUAGGUGAUAUGGGAUGUUAUAUGUUGUUGGAAAGUUUGCAGUGUAAUUCAAAUCUUCAUGUUCUGAAUCUAUCGUCAUGCUGCCUUACUAAUAGAAGUGCUACGUAUUUGUCAUUUUUCUUCAAAAAGAGGAAAGCAGAUUUGUUGCAAAAUGUUUGGAAGGAGUCAACAUUAUCUCGUGAUGCUCAUACAACGGUGGAAGAAGGAUUGCAAGUAUUAAUACUUGAUAAAAAUUACCGAUUUAGUGAUAUUGGUUUGAAGCAGUUGAUACGUAUAUUGAAAAAUGACUUUUGGCUCAAAACAUUAUGUUUACGAUGUUGCGGAAUUACUCAACGCGGAGGAGAAAUUGCAUUGGAACUUUUACAAACAAAUAGCGUACUUAUGCAGAUUGAUCUCAGGGAUAAUGAAGUGUCGGCCGAUAUAUUACAAAUUAUUCGCAAGUUUCUAAAAAAAAGGAAAAGCAAAGGGGAAAGAAUACCAAUGAAGAAAAGAUUAUUGAGCCACAAACACUUCCUUGUACAAGAUAUGGUUCCUAAGAAUAGAUCUUGUCAGCAUGUAUCAAAAGAGAACAGAUUUUUCAAAAUUCAAACUCAUGCUCAAAUAAAAAUGCAGAAAGAUAGCAUUUUACAAAUGCAAAAAACAAGACACGUAUGCAAGCCGAAAAGAAGUGAUAAAAAAUAUAAAUUGCACACUGCAGUGAACAAAAGUCGUAUCAAGUGGUACAAAGCGGACGAAUUAAAAAAUCGCUUAUCUCUCAUGAUUGAACACAAUCAGAACUUAAUACGGGACUUAGAAACGAACACCAAUUUUCUAUUGGAGGAAAGAGAUCGCCGUUUGAAUGCCGAAGAAGCAUAUCAUAAAAUACAACCCCGACUGAGGAAUCUCAAAAAUAAAAUUGCUAUGCAAAAUUCUAUUCAAUCAAAUAUGCGUUACGAAAAUCAAGUUUACGCGAAUCUACAAAACGUAUUCAAUGAUUUGAAAAUAUCUACAAACGGGAAAAUAUUAAGAGUGGAUGACAAAAGUCUUAGCGAAGAAGCUAACGAAAACAAAAUUAAAUCUAAUGUUUCUUACAAUAAAAAUCAACCGUUUAAAAAUGACAUUGCCCAAUUUUUUCACAAAAGAUAG
Mycetomoellerius zeteki is the source of this 1959-nucleotide messenger RNA. Its product is annotated as protein Cep78 homolog. Gene Ontology annotation, cellular component: ciliary basal body; centrosome. The coding region runs from base 196 to 1959 and encodes 587 amino acids. The transcript is spliced from 6 exons. Gene Ontology annotation, molecular function: protein binding. NCBI's taxonomy places the organism in Eukaryota, Metazoa, Arthropoda, Insecta, Hymenoptera, Formicidae. The record is from RefSeq and is a predicted model, not a curated record. Gene Ontology annotation, biological process: cilium organization.